This is a messenger RNA of Boeremia exigua, 3064 nucleotides long. RefSeq names its product heterokaryon incompatibility protein-domain-containing protein. The transcript has 3 exons. NCBI's taxonomy places the organism in Eukaryota, Fungi, Ascomycota, Dothideomycetes, Pleosporales, Didymellaceae. The record is from RefSeq and is a predicted model, not a curated record. The coding region runs from base 109 to 2937 and encodes 942 amino acids.
CGAGGAGCAUUUGGCCCCCAACUAUCCAGUCAGCCAACUAUUUAGGCAGUGGCAUCCUCCACGAGCGUUCACCUGAGUCCAGGAUCGCCAUCACGCAAGGCUGAUGAGAUGUCGCAAGGCCAUGGCGACGGCCAAUCUCUGCGAAACCAGGCUGUAGUGUUAUGGCAUUCUGAGGGUGCGCGGGACCCGGCAAAUGAAUUAUGCCGCACCUGUGUGUCUCUCGAAGUCAGUGUCGAUAAGUUCAGGGUGAAAUCGCAACCACAUUCGAAUUCGCAGCACAGUCCUGCAAGCUUCAGUUUGGUAUCUUCGACAGACUCAAAAAGCCUUGGUACGUUGACAGAGAUUUACGAAAGAGCUUCAGAAGGCUGUAGCCUAUGCGUGUUGAUUGUCAAGUCUGCCCAUGCCCGUCACGAAUAUUUCGACCCGAGGGGUGAAGACUUCGCGGCCGUGCAGCAUGCUACAUGUCGCGUCAGCUGGGAAGUAGAUGGACGUAAAGCAGUAAGGGACCGAGCAAGAAAGGGUGACCGAAAGCAAUCAGACACUGCCCGUGGCCUCACCAGGAGAAUGCACUUGAGGUGGGAUCACGGUAGCAUCAAGGACGCCUACGUGGUCCUCAUUGUCCAGGAUAAGUUUCUGACCACCGCAUCAGAUGCGCAUCGCAUUUGGGGCCCCGAAUCGUUAUUCCUUGGGCGACGCAUCGAGACCACUGGCAACAUUCAAACGCGCCUAAUCAGUUGGUAUGAUCUCUGUAGGCAACAUCACUCAGGACAGUGUAUUGGAGGAAGUACGCAGACGUCUGCCAAGUUCGAUGAACUCUUGUCGCACUCCUAUUUUGGGGUCGUCGACGUGCUCAAUAUGCAAUUGACCGAGUUGCCCCGCAUGUCUCCAUCAGGCGACACUCGAUACGCGGCAUUAAGUUAUGUAUGGGGUACAAAGCGCACUUUCACAACGACACUUGAGAACAUCAAUCUUUUGAGGAUGCAUGGAGGCAUAGAGAAAGUACAGCAAGAACUUCCUCCAGUCAUUCGGGAUGCCAUUGACCUUGUGCGUCGCCUGGGUUUGCGAUACAUCUGGAUCGAUGCACUCUGCAUCACGCAAGAUAGCCCGCAAUCCUGGAAGCUCAAUGCGUACAACAUGGAUGCCAUCUAUGGUAAUGCCGACUUGACAAUAUGCGCUGCGGAUGGGGAUGAUGCUUUCACGGGUCUGAAAGCAAUGAGACCCUCAAUCGGGACACAGCAUCAGGCUGUGACAGAUUGUGGCGGAGGUGUUCAGCUUAUGCUCAGUCGACCGCCGGAGAUAUCCAUAAAGUCGUCGAAGUGGAAUACUCGAGCCUGGACAUUCCAGGAACGCCUACUUUCACGCCGAUGUUUAAUCUUCGUUGAAGGCAGAGUCUACUUUCAAUGUCCAUCCACUGGCGUUUCGGAAGACAUAUAUGCAGACAGAGAAGGCGCAGGUUGGUCCCUGGACUUCGUUGACGCCCCCUUACAAAUGUUCAAGCGGCUGUCACAACGAUCCUUCUGGGUCUAUAUGAGUGUGGUCGAACUCUACAGCGCCCGGGAUUUGACUCAUCCAAAGGACGUACUUGCAGCAUUCAGCGGGAUCACGAAUCGCCUGGAAAACCAGAUGUCAGCACCCUUUGUCCUAGGGCUGCCGAGCUCCCACUUUGAUCUUGCACUUCUAUGGCAGUUCACUGGCCUAGCUCAACGGCGCACACCCCGUGAUGAGCGCGAAAAAGAAGGCUAUGCAGGCUUAAAGUUUCCCAGUUGGAGCUGGAUGGGAUGGAUGGGCGCUCCAACGACGUACGAACGGUCAUUUAUGGGUGACUGCCUUGAAAAUCCAAGUGAUUGGCUGAGAUCGCAUACUUGGAUACGCUGGUUCGUCAGAGAUGGAAAAGGUGACCUACGACCACUACAUUCUGAUUUCCACUGGAGUCAAGACCGAAGCGAAGAGUCGAAAUGGCGAGGAUACAGUCAUGCCCGUCUCAGUGGGGAGAAGAUCUGGACACAUUAUAAUGAGCGUGACUUGGAGGAAGUCAUUUACGUCGAGCGCUAUCCAAGAGUUGCAAACGACAGGGUAUAUGCCGACAAUUCGAGACACGAUCAUAGGCUUGAUCGAUCGCGUAGAGCGAGAUACGCAACAACCAUCGAUGAAUCCGAUACAUCCUCCCAGAGCACUGUCUAUUCGAUGUCCGAACAUAGGAGACAACCGGCGAUUCACGAAUCACGCCGACGCUACGAACACUUCCGCUACGUCGAGCCAGUAGCAGAGUCUAGCGACCCCACUUCUGAAGGCAAUGAAGUCAGAGAGAGGACCAGGCGCAGGAGCUAUAAGCGCCCUCCCCGUCGGAGCUCCGAGCACCAUCAAAAAGCGGUGGGCCGAAUAUCACUGUCUUUUGAUCGGAUAUUCGGUUCCUCGCAAGAGACGCAACCAGUCGAGACCGAGGCAAACCCAAGGUUUUCGAUUUACUCGAAGGAGUGUCCGUAUCGACCGGUUGUCGCCGAGUACACCAGAAAUCUCGACAGCCCCGAGUUCCCGCUGAUGCCGAUUCUGCAGUUCUGGACCUACUACACGUGGCUCAACAUCUCCAUGCCAGCAACUCCCGAAGCUGACAUCAACCCCGAGACUGUGCGAUGCCACAUUGCAGACGACAGCGGAGACUGGUGCGGUUCCAUCGUGCUCGACAGGCCGUGGGUCGAGUCCAAGACUUUUGCAAGCAGGGAGUUCAUUGCCAUUUCUGAAGCGAAGCAAUUCAACAUGGAAGAAUGUCCAGUCUGGACUUACUAUAUCCCCAAGGAGCGAGAUCAGUCUGAGUGGGAUCUGUUCUACGUAUUGCUUAUUGAGAGAAAGGAUGAGCAGUGGGAGCGUGUAGGCUUGGGCAAGGUGUUCAAGGAGGCGUUCAUGCGGACCGCGAAGUGGAGGGAGAUCAUGCUAGGCUGAUGUAUCGAAUUAGCAAAUUUCAUAGGCGUGGGGAGUCACAUCAAGGUGAGUUUUUCUCGUUAUUAGAAUUGAUCACGUCCACGUGUAGGUAGCAAACGUCCACGUGUGCGCCAGUAACACGGAACUU